AUGAGCGGCGUCGCCGGGCGGCGCGACCAGCGCGCGAGCAGCGAGACGGAGAUCGAAUGCGACGAGCUGCAGCCCAUGACGGAGGAGGAGGAGGAGAGCGGCGCGGGCUGGCGGCGGCUGCUGAAGCUCCCGCCGCGGCCGUCGCUGGCGCCCGUGGCCCCCACGUUCUCGCUGCACGACCUGGCGCAGAAGAAGGAGGCGGCAGCGGCGGGGGGCGACGAGCACGCGCCCUCGACGCUCGCGGGCCACGUCAUGUGGAGGCUCGCCAUGCGCAUGUCGUCCCACUACGAGAGCCGCCUGCUGCAGCACAUUUCGCGCUCCAUCCUCAGCCGCGGCGCUCACAAGCAUGGCGACCGGAAGCCGAGUUUCCUGCUCGAGUACGACUCGGACACUGCCGACUCCUCCUCGUCAACUAAGCCCAGGAAGACUGUACGGAGCGCUAUCCCAGGCCUGCGGAGGAUAGAAGACGGUGCCAGACAGCCAAAGAACACACAACCGAUGGACCCGGACGCCGCCGCGUGCCCCGAGACCAGACAGCCGUCGUCGUCUGCCGCAGCACGACCCCUCUCCAGCGCUGCUGCGACCGGAGCCGCCUCAGCUUCGUCAGCGACGGGCUCUGCCAUCCUGCCGCCGAUGCCGCCGCUGGUCUUCUCGCCCAGCAAAGGCAGGGCGUACAAACGCGCGCGCGUCAUGACUCUGAAGGAGUACUCGAACUGGAAAUACCCUGGACUGCGUCCCGGUCUUUCAGUGCGCGUGGUGCGCUCCGAGACCGUGAGCUCCAUGCCUGCCGUGACCGAGUACGUGCUGCACGUCGUGGACCUGCAUACCCGUGUGUUCUGGAUCACGAAGAAGCGCUUCAGUGAUUUUUACUUCCUUCGACGCAAAGUUCGGGGAAUGAUUCGACGUGCACCAGCAGCUGAUGACGACGAGAGGGAUUAUUUACGCUUCCUGAUGGACAUACCGUUCCCUCGUCGGCGGUUCCGACCAGCGAGCGCUUCGGCCAUUACACGCGGCAUGGGCGAGAUCGAAGUAUUUUUGAGAAACUUGGCAGCUCUAGACCCGCACUCGCGUCUCCAGCGCAGCAUUUUGAUGGAGCUGCAGCUCGAGAUGUGCUCUGCGGAAUUUGUGUCGUCGCUGGAGAAGAUCGACACGACGGGCGAACCGAUCGAGCCCAAGUGGCUGACCUACGAUUUGUUCCGAGUCCUCAACUGUGAAGGCACCGUGGAAGGUAGCACGUGCUACCGCUUCUUGCACGCGUUCCGCAACCGCGUGACCACGAUCGAAACUGCAGUGUGCCCCGAGUGCAGCAAGUUUGAAGGAAUCGAGGUCGCAGCGGCGGCAGUGAAGGACCUGCGUACCACGGUGACGAGUAUCGAAAAGUACAUUUCAGAGCACCUGGAUCCGCAGUACGCCGACACGCUCUCGUUGCUGGAACAAAGCGUUGACGUGCAGUCCGUGCUGGACGAUUGCGUGUACCACGCAGUGGAGGACACCAUUUUUGUACCACUAGAGAAGCAGGUGAACUUCCUCGUGGGCACGACGGUGGAUACGGAGGCCGAGCAGCGCCUUGUGAAAAACAUCGAGCGCUUGCGGUGUAGGUCACAGACAGACAGCGGUAUUCCGGAGCACCUGCAGUCUGAUGAAGAUUGGGGACUAUCGUGCCACCACCUGAGUAUGAUUGACGAGCGAACGCUGCCCAUGGACAAGAUCCAGGAGUUGUUGCGCUCGGCCCUGGAGAUUUUCAAGAGCUGCGGAGAGAAGAACCUCGAGUGGCGAGAAAACUCGGCCCUGACCGCAGACGACUACCUCCCCAUCCACAUUUACGUCGUGGUGAAGAGCGGAUUGAAGCGCCCGCUCGCCACCAAGGAGCUGCUGGGUGCCAUGAUCCACCCGUCCCUGAUGUUGGGCGAGGUGGGCUACUUCCUCACCAUGUUCGAGGUCGCGCUCAAGUACAUUGCCGACAUGUAAAUCAAGACUAGCUGAGCCAAGCUACACACACCCAACCAAUUUUGCGCGACCGCGACAAGCAGCGACGUCGAAGCAUUUUUCCCAUUCCAAGUCCAGUAUAAUAGGGGAUUCGACACGAUGACCGCAAGAGUCAGCAGGCAGGAUACAGACAGCCCUGCACGUUUAACGUAAGAAAUGAGACGUACCAUACUCC
Molecule: messenger RNA, 2161 nt
Organism: Phytophthora sojae
Lineage: Eukaryota; Oomycota; Peronosporomycetes; Peronosporales; Peronosporaceae
Exons: 3
Coding region: 1-1968 (655 amino acids)
Biological process (GO): vesicle-mediated transport
Cellular component (GO): cytosol; endocytic vesicle
Molecular function (GO): small GTPase binding; phosphatidylinositol binding; guanyl-nucleotide exchange factor activity
Source: RefSeq, a predicted model, not a curated record